Phacochoerus africanus (Common warthog) is the source of this 1625-nucleotide messenger RNA. It is a transcript of the gene GEMIN7, whose product is annotated as gem nuclear organelle associated protein 7. Gene Ontology annotation, molecular function: RNA binding. Gene Ontology annotation, cellular component: SMN-Sm protein complex. The transcript has 4 exons. NCBI's taxonomy places the organism in Eukaryota, Metazoa, Chordata, Mammalia, Artiodactyla, Suidae. Gene Ontology annotation, biological process: spliceosomal snRNP assembly. The record is from RefSeq and is a predicted model, not a curated record. The coding region runs from base 798 to 1193 and encodes 131 amino acids.
UGGCGGCGGGCGCGGGGUCUAUUCGGCGGGGCGUGCAGCCGGCCUUGCGGCGGGACAUGGGUCACGGGCAGGCGGACUGGCGGGCGGAGGACGCGCAGGCCGUGCGCGCUCAGACCGAGGCGUCCAGGUGAGUGACUGCGGCGACCCGCCGCGAACUCUUACACGUGCUGGCCCGGCCCGUGGCUCCGCCCACCGAGGCGGGGCCUGGCGGAAGAGGACUGCCCCACCCUCAGCCUAACUCAAUCGCGACCGUGCCCACUGCGUUUGGCUAAGUGACCAAACCUUAUCAAGUUGACGCGAUCACGGACACAAACAGCUCUUCCUGAUCUCGUUUUCGAGAUGAUGGAAACUGAGGCACAAGGUGUGCGCCCACACGCCCACGCGAGAAUACGCCAGGAGGAAGUCUUCCUCUCUCUGAGCCUCAACUUGUUCGUCCGUAAAAUGGGCAUCCUGGACGCCCCCACCUCACAGACUGGCGGAGCAGAUCUGAGCGCAGGGCCAUGCCGGCGGCCGAGUGUGGUGCCCGGGUCUGCGUUGGCUUCCGAGCCCGCGAGCCCGCUUGCGACCACGUGGGUCGGCGGCGGCGCGGGCGGAACCCAGGCUCGGCAGCUCGCGGUCCGCCCGAGCCUCAGUGGCCGGGGCGCCGGCGGAAGUAGGGGCGCCAGCCGCCGCGGACCUCGGUGAGUGCGGGCGUGUUGCUGGAUCCUCUCUUACAGGGAGCUGACAAUUGAGCCACAGAAACAGGGAGAGCCUCACAAGACAAAGGACAAUCCCAGUCACCUCUGUAUGCCAGGAUAAUGCAGACGCCGCUGGCCAUCCCCGUGCCUGUGCUCCGGCUCCCCCGGGGCCCUGACGGCCUGAGCCGAGGCUUUGCCCCCAACGCUCGCAGGGGCCUCCUGAAACCACAGGUUCCUGAAACUCCAGAAUCUCCUGUAGUUCAAGAAUCUCAGGAAUCCCAGGAACAGCAGGCCCGAGCUGCCCUGCGGGAGCGCUACCUCCGCAGCCUGCUGGCCAUGGUGGGUCGCCAGGUGAGUUUCACGCUGCACGAGGGCGUGCAGGUGACCGCCCACUUCGGAGCUACGGACCUGGACGUGGCCAACUUCUAUGUGUCGCAGCUGCAGACCCCGAUCGGUGUACAGGCUGAGGCGCUGCUCCGGUGUAGUGACAUUAUCGCAUACGCCUUCAAGCUGUGAAAUUGGUAUCGUCUCAUCUUUCUGCCUGGGGUGUAGCUGCCGUCUCCCCGGCCUCCAUUUGCUCACGAGCUGGGAACUUUGGGCCAUAGAGUUCUGAAUUCUCUUGGAAUUUUGAGCCAAGCUCCAAGUAGCCCUGGCUUCUUAAGACCUCCAGGGUGUAGUCAGUAAAAUUCUGCAUCCCAGGAGUCCUAGAUCCUGUUGGAAGGAAUGCUCUACCUCACAGAACUCUAAAGGCUGCAGGUAUAUGGGCCUGUCAUCCGUUCCUGAAGACUUGGGGCGGCGGGGGUGAGGGAGUAAAGGAAGGCAAAUUGCCUCGUGGGAAAUGUCUAUUGAAGAGGCUGCACAGUUCAGCCCCCUUGGAAAUACCCCCCAGUACUACCCUCCCACCAAAGAGCCAAUUAUCCCAGGAAAAUAUGCCUCUGGUUUUGUUUU